AUGAGAUACGGGGACGUUUUGCUACGUCUAAGCGAUGCAGAGCGUGAGGACCUGCAACUGCUCAUUGCCGCUCUCAGGGUUAGUGAGUACACAGACGAUGUAGACGACAUAAGAUAUUCCCACCGCCGUGAGGAGUGCAUGUGCAAGGCGAUGCGUGAGCUCUUUGACACAACUUUAGGCCUCUAUAUGGCGUCCGGUAAUGUCGCACGAGAGAUGAGAAACGAGAUUGCCAAAGGUAAUGUUAGUUUGGGUUUGACCCUGCACCUCUUGGAAAAGCUGUUCGAAAUUUUUCGUCGUCACAAACGACUCAACCCCUUUAGCAACAGGAGUGAAUUUGGCAAAUUGACAAUGCUCCUUCAGGAUAUUCAGCGGCGUUCCGUGAAGGAUCGACUGCGCAUAUCCAGGAGUCUGAUACGUCCUGUGCAAACAGUUGGGGCAGAGCUUCGAGCGGUUGGCGCUGAGGCAUUGCUCGGUGAUCCGGGUGUGGAGACCUAUCUAAACUCUUCUGGGGAGAAAAGAGCUGAGAUUUUCCAGCGAUUGAUAGAUCAUUACGGGGCUGCCAACCAUAGUGCCGUCGUCGAACGCUGUCUGCGUUCUAUCGAUGACGUCCAUCAGUUUAUUGAAGGCAAUGUUAAGCCGCUUCAAUGGAUGCGGCAUGUCAUCCGUACAGAGUUUUUUCGAUUGGAACCCCAAUCCAAGCACAACCUCUCCAUCCGUGCAGGCGUAGGUGGCGCGAAGUUUUCUCACGAUCACAGACGCCAAUGCCAAUAUGUUAUGGAAUCCCUCACAUUGUGGGAAAAUGUGCAGCGCAACAUUUUCGAGUUCUGGCAGGUUUCAGAGGAUGAUAUGCUGAUUGAGGGCGAGGGCUUCUACUCGUUCACGAACACCGGUCAAGGGUUUCACCGUAUGUGCCGCGCACCAAGGAGCUACGCGCGCAUGGAAAGGUGUGUGAGCGAGGCAGAUCGUGAGAUGGGUGGGUGGGUUGGGAUAAAGGUAAUUCAUUUAGGUGACCGUGACGUCCCUAACCCGCUGGUGUUCAUUGACAAGUAUACCGUGAUUCCUCGCAUUGUACAGCCGAUAAUGCACACUGUUACAGCCCUUGAGCGUAUAUUUUCCCCAGACACACCGGAGGAGCACCCAGGUAUUCGUAACCUGCUGCGGACCAAGUAUAACUCGUACGAGGAACUCCGAAUGACGAUACUGUCGGACUUCUUUCGUCAUGGAUUUGACGGGUCUGGUGACGAUGGAGGAAGCUGCAUUGACGGAAGGCUGACUUCGGCGUGGAACUGGUGCCAUCAACUAGAAAAGAAGAACUUUUACGAUGCCUUUGUUCUCACAGGGUUCAAUGGAUUUGACUGA
Messenger RNA from Trypanosoma grayi, 1359 nucleotides. RefSeq lists its product as hypothetical. Bases 1 to 1359 code for a protein of 452 amino acids. The transcript has a single exon. The record is from RefSeq and is a predicted model, not a curated record. Lineage: Eukaryota; Euglenozoa; Kinetoplastea; Trypanosomatida; Trypanosomatidae.